Brassica napus (rape) is the source of this 879-nucleotide messenger RNA. RefSeq names its product CASP-like protein 4C1. Bases 189 to 767 code for a protein of 192 amino acids. The transcript is spliced from 3 exons. Lineage: Eukaryota; Viridiplantae; Streptophyta; Magnoliopsida; Brassicales; Brassicaceae. The record is from RefSeq and is a predicted model, not a curated record.
CUUUGCAUCACUUUCCCUCUCAUUCUUCUUCCUUAUCUCUCUCUCUCUCUCUCUCUCCCCCUAAUUAAUGACUCGUGACUCCAACUUAACUACUUUAAAACCGCCGCACUUCUCAUGAGUCCUGUCUCUCUUCUUCUUCCUCAUCAUCAUCAUCACUGUUAGCCACUCCUCUGAUCUUCUCCUCCGCCAUGCGCUCGCCGCAUGACUUCCGCAACGGCGAAUCUCCGACAUACCGAGACCGUACUCACUUCCACUCCACCGUCGCAGCUCAGAAGCUCCGUCGCUUCAAUUCCCUGAUCCUUCUCCUCCGCUUAGCCUCUUUCUCCUUCUCCCUCGCCUCCGCCGUCUUCAUGCUCACCAAUUCCCGCGGCUCCGGUUCGCCUCACUGGUACGAUUUCGACGCUUUCAGAUUCGCGUUCGUGGCAAACGCGAUCGUGGCGAUAUAUUCCGUGUUCGAAAUGGGAGUUUGCGUUUGGGAAUUUUCAAGAGAAACAACGUUAUGGCCUGAAGCGUUUCAGGUGUGGUUCGACUUUGGUCACGACCAGGUGUUCUCUUACCUGUUGCUAUCGGCAGGAUCGGCUGCAGCAGCAUUAGCUAGAACGAUGAGGGGAGGUGACACGUGUACGGCCAACAAAGCCUUCUGUUUGCAGUCAGAUGUAGCCAUUGGCUUAGGCUUUGCUGCUUUUCUGUUCCUCGCCUUCUCUUCUUGCUUAUCUGGUUUUCGAGUUGCUUGUUUUCUCAUUACAGGCUCUCGUUUUCACCUUUAGUAGUAGUGAGUGAUUCUUAAUGAAAAAAAAAAACAGUUUGUUACAUUUGUGUUAUGGAGUUGAUGUGUUAGAGUUUUACCAUAUAAAUAUAUAAGACAACAAAUUUGAUGAA